Messenger RNA from Manihot esculenta (cassava), 1267 nucleotides. RefSeq names its product ethylene-responsive transcription factor 2-like. The coding region runs from base 114 to 983 and encodes 289 amino acids. The transcript has a single exon. Gene Ontology annotation, biological process: ethylene-activated signaling pathway; regulation of DNA-templated transcription. The record is from RefSeq and is a predicted model, not a curated record. Gene Ontology annotation, molecular function: DNA-binding transcription factor activity; DNA binding. NCBI's taxonomy places the organism in Eukaryota, Viridiplantae, Streptophyta, Magnoliopsida, Malpighiales, Euphorbiaceae.
ACCGGGAAAAGAAAAAGAAAAGGAAAAAAAAAAAAAAAAAAAAAACACAGAGCAGAACACAUACCUUAGUUCGUAGAUUUAUCUUCUCUGUAAUCUUUCUUCAGCUUUCGGAAAUGUACGGACAAACCGCAAGUGAGGCCGAUUUUGCCAAUCUUGAAUCGAUUCGAAGGCAUUUACUAGGAGACUCCGUGGCUUCUUGCAAUAAUUUCACACCUGCUCUUCCUGCUGCUACUCCUGUGUAUUGCCGGAGCUCAAGCUUUGGCAGCUUGUACCCUUGUUUAACGGAAAAUUGGGGCGAUUUGCCCCUCAAAAUCGAUGAUUCUGAGGAUAUGAUGCUUUACGGCGUCCUCCGCGACGCUCUCACUGUUGGCUGGGUCCCUUCCCUCAAGACUGAGCCGCAGCCGGAUUUUACUCCUGUCAAAUUGGAACCGCAGGAGAAUUUUUCAGUGUUGCAAGAGAGCUUUACAGCUCCGGCAACUAUUUUGCAGCCGCCGGAGAGGAUUGCUACACAAGCUGCAGCUGCUACGCCUGCAGCGGCGCCGGCAAAGGGGAAGCAUUAUAGGGGAGUCAGGCAGCGGCCGUGGGGUAAGUUCGCUGCUGAGAUUCGAGACCCGGCAAAAAACGGUGCCCGGGUUUGGUUAGGGACAUUCGAGACAGCAGAGGAUGCGGCUUUGGCAUAUGAUCGGGCCGCUUAUAGAAUGCGUGGCUCUCGGGCUUUAUUGAAUUUCCCUUUGAGGGUGAACUCCGGAGAGCCGGACCCUGUGAGAGUGACUUCGAAGAGAUCUUCACCAGAGCCAUCAUCUUCGACGUCAUCGGGGUCGGGAAGUGGAUCGCCGAAGAGGAGAAAAAAGACAGUGAGCUCCGCCACGACGAUGGUUUCUACUUCUACAGUAGUAUCCGAAGCUGGGUUGAAAAUGGAAAAUGCAGCUAGAUACCAAGUGGCAUCAAGUACACAUGGCGAGCAGCUACUGGUUAGCCAAUAAUACUAACAGUAAAUGCUUCACAAUUCUCAGGAAGGUGGGAAAAAUGAGACGAGAAUGAUACAGUGGAAUGUAGGUGUAAAAAUGUCCAUGAGCAUUUUUCAUAAUUUUGAAGCUGCUUGACAAGAGAAACAAAAAUAAUUUUAAAAAAAUUUGUUAGGCUUUGUGAAUACAAAGAAUCGUUAUUUUGUUUGAUUAAAGUUUUUUUUUCUUGAAUAGAAGUAUUUCAUAAUGUUUGUGGAUAUAUCUUUUGGUGCUUUUAUUUUUAUUUUAAUGAAAUUACGGAA